UACCAUGGAAUCCCAGGAUUUCAUGAGUAAAUCGCUACCUCUGAAUACUGCCUACUAGAUUCCUAUCGCAUCAUGGAUACUACUUCCUGUACUACUAUAGUACUAGCACUGCUAUGGCUCUACCUAUGCUGCCAGGCAUUGGGUUCCUUGGUUGCUUUGAUAGCCGAAUUAGACAAUAUUCCAGCAGUAUCCACUACUACUACACUAUCCACUGUACUGCUCGGAAUAUGUCUAUGGCAAUGCAAGAAGGCAGGGUACCUCGUAUCACCAAUGACCUGGUACCACUGGGUACUACUGGUACUACUAGUAAUACUACAAGUAGUGGCCAUAGUACUGGCAUUACAGGAGCGGAUAGGUUUGGAUCUAAAGGAUCACAUAUUUGACGAACCGACAUAUUACAUUUACGGUAUAUCAGUGGCAUUACUGGUUAUACUAGGUAUACUCGGUGGUACCCUAUACUGCGGCUGGAAGUGUAAUCUGUUUUGUAGACCAUGUUGCAAAAGUCAGUACAUUUGCUAUGGUAGUGCAAUAGUGGGCGUACUAGUGAUAUUAUUAUUAGUGGUAGUAACCGGCUGGCUGAUUGGGAUCUAUGGUAAAAAUACGCUUCACGGAAGAGAGCCUAGCGAGUUAUCGGCUCCUCAGUACCUGGCUAUAACAUUGAUACCUAUCACUCAGAUCUAUACCAUGGCAGUAUUAUGGAACACUAUAUUCAGGUUGCCAUAUACAGUACCGGAAGUGGUUGCCCUGAUAGCAUCUGCAGUGGCAGCAGCAUCCCUAUUGGCAUUGGCAGUACUGGGCAUUUUCAAGAAGCACACCAGUGGAACAAUCACAGCAAUGGAGUAUUCCUUUCCAGCACUGCAUAUCAUAGCCCUGGGCAUUACCUGGUACUGCCUAGAAUAUAAAAAGGUAUUUCACUGGCCCAAAAAUCACAUGUGCUUUGGGCUAUUGGCGGUGACACUAUCGGUCACACUGGUACCAAUAGUAAUAGCAUACUCCAGGGAUGGCAUGCAAAAGGAUGUUGGUGUGAAAUACACCAUGAUCGGCUACUCACUACUACUAAUGAUACCGACACUGUGGUAUGCAUACCGAUGUAAUCUAUUUAAAUGGUGCCUCCCCAAGAAGAAGGGUCUCAAGGGUACUGACACUGCUGAGAACACGGUACGAGAAACUGAUAUCGCAAAGGAAUCGUAGUGGUGGAUACGUCUAUAUUACUACACUAUUACCAGUGCCACCCUGGGAUAAUGACGGCCCAAC
Babesia bovis T2Bo is the source of this 1254-nucleotide messenger RNA. RefSeq lists its product as uncharacterized. The record is from RefSeq and is a predicted model, not a curated record. The transcript has a single exon. Bases 73 to 1191 code for a protein of 372 amino acids. NCBI's taxonomy places the organism in Eukaryota, Apicomplexa, Aconoidasida, Piroplasmida, Babesiidae.